AUGCCUGUCCGGAGAACAUUUGCUUUCCAUGAUCUGGGGAAUGUUGUCUCAAUUGUUUUAAAAGUGAAAGGAAAGCUUUGGGAUAACCGUUCCGAAGCUGACGUCAUCUGUCGGAAUUCGCCCGAACAACAGCAUCACCUAUUAGAGAACUAAUCGUCCGAGAGUUGCACAGCAAUGAAGGCGGACGGACAAGGCUCUGGGCUACCCAGUCCAACCUCCGCGACGAAAAAAGUUUGCUUUGCGGACCUGGUUGGACUCAAGCUUGAAUUCGUUAAAAUCAUUACUCCAUGUAGCAGCGAUGACAACCUAUGCUCCGCGAUCGGUGCGAGGAAAAGUCAUUGUGAUAUCAACGAAAAUUUGCCAAGGAGACGGAUAAAAUGUCUGUUCCCGUGCUUCGUUCGACCUGCAGAACAAACAGACAAUUUUAUGAAGCGAGUUUACAGCCAGAAUGUCUGCUUGGAGAACAUUGCGUGCGAAAACUUUGUUGUCACUGGGCUUAUUCGAGUGACAAAUUUAUCUUUCAUUAAAGAGGUUACGGUGAGAUUCACAUUCAACGGCUGGGCAACGUAUCGGGACAUUUGGGCUGAUUAUAUGUCCUCUUGUACGGAUGGAAAAACAGACAAGUUUAGCUUUCGUGUCACUGUACCUCAUGACUUUGAAGUAAAUCGACACAUGGAGUUUGCAAUUUGUUAUCGCGCUUCCGACCAAGAGUUUUGGGACAAUAAUGACAGAAAAAAUUAUCAUAUUCAGUGUUCAGAAGUCUUUCCUGAACAAUUAUAGAAACAUCGUUACAGAAACAGAACAAACUGAACUGAGGAAAGAUGGUAAUCUUUGUGCGAGCGAAUUUGACCAAACCUCGAUGAGUACAAUUAUUGAAAUGAUUGUGAAAUUUAAAAUUUCAUUAGUAACUGUUUCCUUUGCCUUGCAUUUGCACGAAACCGUAAAAAGGAAUGCCAAUAUCAAGAGAAAAUGGAGCAGCCCAGAUAUAACGAAUUUGUCAUGAUGCCAAACGUCUGUGGGUUGAUGUUUUCGCUUUGCGGAGUUACGUGACAAGUCAGUCUAUGCGUUUUAAAAUAACUGAAGAGAGCGCGGACAAUUUGGUGGCUUUUUUACAUUUUUUCCCCUGAGGUUCGUCAUCUUGGACCGGGUUCCACUAUAAUUAGUAGAACAUGCUUCGUUGAACACAAGGCAAUUGAAAACAACAUCUAGGAGAAAAAUUUGGUGCAACUAUCCUCAACACCGACCUUCCGUGUGGAAUUGUAAACGAACAACUUAGCUAUUAUGUAACAUCUGUUGCCUCGCUAAAACAUUUUCUUAAUGUUUUUGUUUAGCAGAAAAAAACUGCUGGCUGGAAAAAAAUUAUCCCGGGGGUUUGAUCUUCUCAGUUUUUUAAACGAGUAUUAAAACCAAACCAUAGGUCCUACAGUAUGUCGAUGACAAGAAAUAGAGACUAAAAACGUUGGUCAGGCAAGACAAUGUACUCAAGGAUUAUAAUCACAGAUCCGACUCAGAAAACAACUUAUGGAAAUGCAUGUAAAUUGUAAUCAAUGAAUUAUGUCAUUUCGUUUUCUUAAAUUUAAUAAGUUGGAGCCAAAUACUGUGAUACUUGGCCUUGCAGACCGAACAGGAAAAACUGCGUAGGCUUGGAUAAAUAGCCAGUUAAUAUCUUUUUAGAGUUAAAAUAAAAAUCCAACUCAUUAGCCACUUUUGAUUACACUUUAUUACACUCCAUGAGUCAUAAAUGUAGAAAACAGGAAUAUUUGUUAUACCGUGAAAUUGAGCGCACAACAGCAAAGAUCCGGCGGCCAAUAUAAUUAAUACAACGUAAAAAUUUCUCGCGGUACAAGUGGAAUUAGUAGAGAGCUUAAGCAUUGAUGACGGAGACCCCAGGGACAACGCCUGGUAAAAAAAUGAAUUUAAUUUUACCUUCGAAUUUCGCAAUUGUCUAGAUCUGUUCAGCGUGCCUAGUGGUCUCAGAACAAGCUCAAGCUAAAUAUGUAACGCCAGCAUUCAAUUCCAAAUAAGACGACAAAAAGUUCGCCACCAUCCUUUGCGUUCUCCAAAAUACGCAGAACUUAGUCAUUUCACGUUAUUGUUUUCCAGAGGAAAGGUACAAAGGUUGCUAACGCACGUGCACAGCCAUUGCCGUACUCAUUAAGCCUAUUGUUUGGUGCCGUUACCGUUGUGGUUUGCUUUCUCUAUUAUAUCGAUCGUUCCACGUGGUUUCGUCACGAACGACCAUGAAGCGACCAAGCCUUUGAUAGCCGAGUCAAAACCGUGUGAGAUAGUAUCCCUUCCGAAGUGCAAUCGACGUCCAAUUUUUUCGCAAGAAAGCAAUCAAUUCGAAAUAUGAAAAAAUUGUCCUUAGACUCAUGAAAACGGUGUCGGAAUACGUGCGGCAAUUGAAACAAAAUGAAUACACAAUAAAUACAGUACUAGCAAUGUCAACUGACGACUUGUCAGUAAAGGUACAAGAAAAACAAACAUGAACCUUCAAAUGUAACGAGGGAAAACUAGCAACUUCCCAGAAUAACGGCAGCAAUGGAGAGACAAGUGAUCGCAUGCAGAACUACAUCAGAAAACAAAGUAUUAUCAAGAAGACGAUGACGUCUCAUCGUACACUCUAAAGAACAUUUUAUUACUGGCUGUAGGCUGAUACCACAUGCGAAACUAUGGUAGGGUCAAUUUAACAAAGAAAUUCGAAAGCUGUAUUAAAGUCAGCUGAGAAUGAA
Messenger RNA from Orbicella faveolata, 2732 nucleotides. RefSeq names its product protein phosphatase 1 regulatory subunit 3C-like. NCBI's taxonomy places the organism in Eukaryota, Metazoa, Cnidaria, Anthozoa, Scleractinia, Merulinidae. Gene Ontology annotation, biological process: regulation of glycogen biosynthetic process. The record is from RefSeq and is a predicted model, not a curated record. Gene Ontology annotation, molecular function: protein phosphatase 1 binding; glycogen binding. Gene Ontology annotation, cellular component: protein phosphatase type 1 complex.